This is a messenger RNA of Cyprinus carpio (common carp), 1188 nucleotides long. Its product is annotated as dynein beta chain, ciliary-like. The coding region runs from base 30 to 752 and encodes 240 amino acids. The record is from RefSeq and is a predicted model, not a curated record. The transcript is spliced from 4 exons. Lineage: Eukaryota; Metazoa; Chordata; Actinopteri; Cypriniformes; Cyprinidae.
GGUGUGGCAGUAUUAACCAGGUCUGCCAGAUGAACCUGGAUCAGCCCCUAAUCAAAAGAGAUCCAAGCACUGACCUGCUGUCAGUAAAUGUCAAUCAAGAGCUGAUUGCUGUGCUCAAGGACAUGAAUCACCUAAAAAACCUUAAUCAGAUGAACAUUCCUUCUGCUGCUAUGAAGGUGUAUGAAAAUAGAAAAAUGUUCUUUAAGAACCUUGGGAGCCUACAUUUACUGGUGCAGCGGUACAGUAAGCUGAAACAGACAGCUCUUGAAGUGGAGGCUGCUCAUAUGAGAGAUGAGAUGGAGACUGUUGAAUGGCACAUCCAUCGAGCUGAAACUGGACUUACAUGUCAAGACCAGAACUCCUGGGACUACAUCUGCACACUGAAGGACACUGUCUAUCAGCUGGAGACAAGACUACAAAAAACUAAAGACAAUAUUGAUAUGAUGGAAGUUCUGAUGAAUGGAUGGAGCAAACAGCCAAUGUUCUGUAGAAAAGACCAUAAGAAAGAAUCAACACUGCAACUGGAUGUUAGAGCAGCAAGAGUGGCAAAAACAUACAACAACCUCAGGAAAGAUGGAGAAACUAUCCAUAAUUUGUCACAGGAGAACAUGAUCCUUUUUUUUGCAGCAGAUAGUUCUUCAGAUGCAUCGAAGGCCAACUUGGAGUAUGUAGAUGAAAUGAUGGUGGAGGGAUUUUUCAGUGCAGUCUCAACUUCUCUGGAGGUUUUAUUGAGCAUAUGGAGGGGUCAGUGAGGAGGGCUCCCUUGUUUGAGGCUCAAAUGCUACUGAUGGGAUCUGAGAUUAAGUUUAAACCAUCUCUGGAUCGAGAUGGUGGUGGACUUUAUGAAUUGGUGGAAGAGUUGCUAUGUGAUGUGUUGAGGUAAUGAAUUUAAAGUGGAACAUCUGAGGUCACAUUGAAAAUAUGGAAUUCUAAAUAAAUUUAAACCUGGAAAUAAAUUCACAUUUGUGCAUUUAACAGAAACUUCAAAAUGACUUACAAUAGAGGAACAUAAGCGAUUUGUCACAGACCCAUAAAUAUUUUCAGUGUACAAUGCCACUUUUUAUAGAAAAUUAGAUUAGGAGAUAGCAGAGGAGAAGAGAAAGAUGAUGGAGAGAGUUGAUGAAGUCACGAAGAAAGACUUGCAAUAAAAGGACACAUUUAACCACUAUAGUCCCCUGUGGCUGGAUA